AUGAAUACAAAGCCAUGCACUUGUUUUGUAGCAGAAGCACUAGGCUCAGUUCGCGUGGAUCCCCUCAUAGGAAGCGAUUUAUGUCUUUUGAUCCAGCAAUUUAGUUUAGCAAUAAGCAAAACAUGCUUUGAUGAUGCUCGAUUGCUUAUCGAAUCGUUUCGGACUACUCGGUCUCCAGUAUCAUCAAACGCUGAGGACCAUUUUUGCCAUUUACUUCUUAGCUCGUGCCUUCAGAUUGUGAAGGCUGAGAGUACAUACUACUCCUUGAACUUCAUGGUGCCAAAAGCAUUUUUCCGACGAGAAAGCACGCUGUCAUCAGUUUAUUCUCAAAUAAAGGGAGAAUUGUGUCAAAUGGAUAACAAAAUUGUAAAUAGCGAGCAUUCAGUCGCAGAAGACAUCAGACGACGUUUAAUUGAUUUCACCAGUGCAAGAGUUGCACUAAUUAAUGUCUACAAUUCGUUUCAAGUUGAAAAUUUUGGUUUUGCAUGUGAAUUAAUAGCACUGUUAGCAGUUCUAAUGUCGGUUGAAGACUUGGUGAUGCCCUUAUCCAGUCAUGAAUCUUUUUCAUCUUUAUUCACUUCACUUUCAAAUGAAGUAACCGUGAUUAAAUUGCUGUUGGAAACACAGUUAGCUCUUAUACAGUGUAAUUUUCUGCAAUCACUGAUCAAACUAAAAAGUGCUCAUGCAAGAAUUUCUUUCUGGUUCAAAUCCAUUGGUUACAAACGAACAGAAAUGAAGAGAGCAACCUCAUUUUUUCCUUUCGGAUCGCAAACUCAGCAUUGUACACUGAAACUAUGUGAUUGGAUUAAGGAAUUUUACAUGCUACUAUUAGCGAAGUUUUCUCUCUACUUUCAUGACUCUUUGCAAAUAUAUUGUUCGACUGUUGAUUUCGAGCACACUAUUAAUGCUGUCAAAUCGCCAAAUUUUAAUGCAGGAUUUUCCACUUUUCAACGAAGAAUGGAACCGUUAAUGAUUCUUCUAAUUGCUGAUCGCACUAAUGCGCCAGAUUUGCCGCAUCAGAUUGGUUAUCAUUCUUCAGCUGAAUCAAGUGACGUAGAAGGUGAAUUACGAAAAAAUUUUUUAACACUCUUAAGAAUUGGGGGAAGUGCAAAUGAUGUAUUCAAGUUACUUCCGUCCAUUUCUAAUCUUGUAUCUGAAGCAGCUGCUAGGAAAUGUGGAGAUCGUAUUGUAUACUGUUACGAUCAGCUGAUAUCUAAGACUUUUUUCGUUUCACUGGUGGAAUAUCAUAUAUAUAUGACGGUAAUUUUCAAUAAACGGGUUAGCGAGCGUGAUAAUAUGGUGGUGAAUUUCAUACAGAGAAGUUGUAACCAACUUCGGUGUGCAAAAAUUUGCCAGAGCCUGCGAAAGUUCUGUAAGUAA
Messenger RNA from Thelazia callipaeda (thelaziosis nematode), 1380 nucleotides. Lineage: Eukaryota; Metazoa; Nematoda; Chromadorea; Rhabditida; Thelaziidae. The record is from the annotation of a GenBank genome assembly.